AUGGAGACUCAGAACCUAUAUACCGCUUCUGAUUACAUUAAUAAUUUAUUACUUGCUCGAGGGUUACUUCGCAAUGGGAAACCGAUCGAUUUUGCGCAGCCGGAGAGCGCACCUGGGGGCACUCACGACACCAUGUCAAGAGUCAUAAACCUUGUUCAUGAUCUUGUUUUGAGGAGAGAUCGCGAGGCAGAACAAAAGGAGAACCUGGCAACAACCAUCAAAGCAUUACGACAGACAGAAGCGAAGCAAACACUUGAAAUUGAACGACUUCAAGCCAAAACAACGGAUUUGUCUCGAUUGUUGGCCCUUGCAGAAGGUCAGGAGCGCGCGCUCAAAGCGACUAUCCAGAGCGCAGAAACUACAAACAGAGGGCUGAAAGAACAGGUACAGCGCAUGAAGACCUCUAUUCAGCAUAUUAGAAGCCAGUGUACGACGGAUAUUCGGAAACGAGAUGUUGAGCUCCAAAGACUUAAAUUGCAUCUUACUGACCGGCAAAGAGGCAAGCGAGAGGGACUUGGGGUAACAACAAUAACAAUAACGCCCAUGCCGAAAGCCAGUACGGGCCGGAAGGCAUUAGAAGGUGGAGAAGGCCUGGAAAGCGCUGGAUAUAGUCUCAAGCAAGAGACGACUGAAUUCCUAACCAAUCUAUGUCAAGAACUCAGUGACGAGAAUGACGCAAUGAUUGGCAUUGUGAAAAAUACACUUCAAACACUACGGAGCUUGCAGGGUCUGUCGGAUUUACCGGAAAAGGACUUCCAUGAACAAGAUAUGCUUGGUUCCAGAGCUUGUGAAGGUAGCAGCUUCGAGACCUCAGCUGUGGAACUCACUCCUCAAUACGAAAAACUCUCCGCGGAAAUGGACUUGGUGCUCGAGCAACUUAGGUCGCUGCUCACUAAUCCCUCGUUUGUACCUUUAGAGGAAGUUGAAGUACGAGACAAUGAAAUAUAUAGGUUGAGAGACGGCUGGGAAAAGAUGGAAGAACGAUGGAAGGAGGCCGUUUCAAUGAUGGAUUCAUGGCACAAACGAAUGGCUCAGGGAGGACUGUCGGUUAAUAUUGAUGAACUCAAGCAAGGAAUGGGACUUGGGCUAGGGAUUGAUAAACCCAAACGUGGUAGACCUGAGCCACAAGGAAGCUUUGGCCUGUCAAUAUAUAACGAAAACGACACUGAGGGAAUGGGGAAAGGCAACUCUAACGUCCAAGGAAACACAAACCCUACCGAUGUGCCCAUGGCGAGUCCAGCAAAGACCAUGGACCAUCGUCGUAUUCUUGGCGAAGGAACUGGAAAUGCAUCCCGAAAAAUAUCCGCUCGGCGUUCCAGGAGAAGUUCGAAAGACGGUUCGGAAUAUAGCGAUGAUGAGCUUGCUCUGUCGACUAAAUCGAAAGCGGCGCAGUAUACCCAGAAGAAAACCCAGGGGGUUGUUGAAUCGAAAAUUCCUAAGCACAAAAUAAAAUCAAGAUCACGGAUGUCGACUACUGAAAAACUCGCCAAUGUUGAAUCAGAAGCCAAAGAAGCAGAAGCAGAACGCAAGAAGAGCGAAAGAAGAAAGAGAAGUAAUUCGUCAAUACGAUCAAAUGCGAAGACAACACGUCGAAAAAGUACAUUAACGCCCCAAGAGUUGGAAGAUCUACUCCGCGCUGGUGUCUAAAUUUAAAGGGAGAGAUCUCAUUCGACAUUACUCAAUAGCCGAAUCAUUUUCUUUCACUUUCAAAGCAAUAUUUUUCUCUUGUGUAUAAAUGGAAGCUCUCGGAAGUUACCUCGUGGUGAUGGACAUCACCGAGUUCUGUGGGUGGGUUAAUCGCAUUCACAAUGUCGUCAUGCUUCUGAAGGAAAGAUUGAAAGCAUCCAUGACGACUUCAGUCAUUCAAUUCUGUUUCGUUCGCUGAGAUGGGUCAGAGAAAACUCGUCACUUCUCACAAAUACCUAUAUCGAACACUUAAGGAAAGCUAGAGUUUGGUCUUGUACAUUACAUUUACUUAUCGACUAACAUAACAUUGAAAAUAAUACUGAAGAUUUCCAAAAUUUGGUAAUUUCAGGGGUACAAAUACUAUUUUCUGUUCCAGAUUGAAGCGAAUUUCACCUAGUUCGGCCUAUAAAUAAUCGUCCAGGUUGAGCUAUUUAAAUAACCGUGCGGCCGACAAUUAAUACUGGACCGACGCCCGCUUCAGAAGACGCUGGUUUAAAUUGGUUUCAUUGUACGAGCACCGCAAUUGUGAGCUAUGAAUAUCGCAGAGCAUUUCCCGCAAGAUUUGAUCCGUGAUCUCAACGACUUCUAUGAGGAACAAUGACGGUACAUCUCCAUUUUUCAAGGUUAGCAGCAUGAAGAGCCAUGCGAACAAUGCCAAACAAGCUAGGUAAGUUAAAGGUCAAUUUGGAAAGUUUCACUCAAAUUCCCCGCAUGUUCCCGUUUGAUGUUUGUCGUGGCAUCCAUCAUUGCUUGCACUUCUCGAAAUGUGCCGUCUGAAGAAAAUUACGGCAUGGACGUUUUGUAGCACAACACGGCAUAAUCAGCUGGAUCUGCUUUCUUCUCAUAAUUAGCUAAAUAACCUUGGCACUGGAAAUAUAGAUUUCUAAUGUUAAUUUAAGCCUGGAAAAUAAUAAAUGUACUUUGGUCUCC
Messenger RNA from Histoplasma capsulatum G186AR, 2616 nucleotides. Its product is annotated as NIMA interactive protein. The transcript has 4 exons. Lineage: Eukaryota; Fungi; Ascomycota; Eurotiomycetes; Onygenales; Ajellomycetaceae. The coding region runs from base 1 to 1647 and encodes 548 amino acids. The record is from RefSeq and is a predicted model, not a curated record.